Capronia coronata CBS 617.96 is the source of this 399-nucleotide messenger RNA. RefSeq lists its product as uncharacterized. Bases 1 to 399 code for a protein of 132 amino acids. The transcript is spliced from 2 exons. NCBI's taxonomy places the organism in Eukaryota, Fungi, Ascomycota, Eurotiomycetes, Chaetothyriales, Herpotrichiellaceae. The record is from RefSeq and is a predicted model, not a curated record. Gene Ontology annotation, biological process: autophagosome assembly; protein folding in endoplasmic reticulum. Gene Ontology annotation, cellular component: endoplasmic reticulum; EMC complex; membrane.
AUGGCGCCGUCGCCUUACGAGCUCUCUCUCCUCCUCAACCCCCUCGUCCCGGACUCGUUAACACACAACACUAGGACUCUCUCCAACAUCCGCUCCAUCUCAGGCCUAUUUCUCGGCAUCGCCGCGGGGAUCCUCGGGCUCGAAUCGCUGUGGGGAUUCGGAUUCUACCUGCUGUCGAACAUGCUGAUUUCCGCGCUAUUCUACUUCCUCUUGGCGGGUGCGAAGCCGCAGAAAUACUUUGCCGGCGCGGCCGGGACGAGGGGACUGAACGACAAACAGCCCGGGCGGAACCCAGGAUCUGGCGCGUGGAGGGAGCUCUGGUUCGGCGGAGGUUUGUUCACGGAGGCGCUGAGUGGGUUUGUGCUGGGAUGGGCUGGAGUGGGAGGUGUGAUUCGAUGA